Messenger RNA from Neurospora crassa OR74A, 282 nucleotides. RefSeq lists its product as hypothetical. The transcript is spliced from 2 exons. NCBI's taxonomy places the organism in Eukaryota, Fungi, Ascomycota, Sordariomycetes, Sordariales, Sordariaceae. The record is from RefSeq and is a predicted model, not a curated record. Bases 1 to 282 code for a protein of 93 amino acids.
AUGGCCGAAGAAGGUCGUGACGUCCUCUGCGAUACCCUUUCACACUCACAGUGCCGGUGCCUACAGUGGGCAGGUAGUCAAGGAGGCAUUGGUAACCGGCCAUGUACAAAGUUGGUAGUGCCAUCCAUCACUGACGUGAGGAGAGGAGAGGACUUGCGACCAAGAGGACUGGAGUUCGGGAGAGCUUCCAUGCAGAAAUUGCUUGGCUCGAGUCCAAGAGGAAUUGGCCGCAUUGAUUGGCGGGGACUUCCAGGACUUUUGGCCGAGUACCAUAAGGCGUAG